This is a messenger RNA of Acaulospora colombiana, 594 nucleotides long. The record is from the annotation of a GenBank genome assembly. NCBI's taxonomy places the organism in Eukaryota, Fungi, Glomeromycota, Glomeromycetes, Diversisporales, Acaulosporaceae.
AUGGAUCUCCAUCCUAAUGCCAAAAUAAUCUACUUUUCAACGAAUCACGGAGCGUUUGGUAUUAAAGAUCUUCGCGAACCUGUUAAUACAUUUAAAGAAUAUAUUUUACAUCCCAGAAAGAUUGGGUGUUUGUCCAUUAAUCCACUCCGACCAGAAUUGUUAAUCACAUCCUCUCUGGAUAGAUCUAUUCAACUUUGGGAUAUUCGUAAUUUGAAGGUUAAUAAGAGAACGCCUAUUCAAAAGUUCACUUUUAACAAUUCAGUCACGAGUUGCUACUGGAGUCCGAGAGGUGAUCAGGCAGUAUUUACAUGCUAUGAUGAUACGGUGAGAGUGUUUAACUUCGAUACUGAUAAGAAUUUGAAAUCAUCUUUGAUUAUUCCACACGAUAACAAUACCGGAAGAUGGAUAUCUGUGUUUCGUGCAACGUGGCACCCGAGCCCGGAUGUUCAUCCUCAUUUUAUUAUUGGCAACAUGAAAAGAUCGGCCGACGUGAUUUCCGGUGUAAACGGCGAAUUGAUUUGGAACCUGCGAGAUGAUGAGAAGUUAACUGCUAUACCCGCCGUUAACAUGUUUCACCCUAGUCUUAACUUUAUC